Messenger RNA from Bursaphelenchus okinawaensis, 775 nucleotides. NCBI's taxonomy places the organism in Eukaryota, Metazoa, Nematoda, Chromadorea, Rhabditida, Aphelenchoididae. The record is from the annotation of a GenBank genome assembly.
AUGAGUCUUCUCCCCUACGUUCUGGACCCAUUCGCCGUCCGCCGCCCAUACCACCAUAGCCAGGACCCGUUGAACGAGAUCGACCGCCUCUUCGGCACCGUUCUGGACUCGAUUCAGCCCGCCUUCAACGAAGCCGGCCGCCUCAUCCCAGCCAACGUCGCCGGCUCCUCGUUGAGCUACAGCAAGGAUGGUGACCUCACGUUCGCCUGCGAAACCGACGGAUUCAAGCCCGACGAGCUGAAGGUGGACAUUCAAGGUCAAACUCUGUUGGUACAGGGACGUCACGAGGAAGAGAAGGACGGUGAGAAGAUUGAACGCCACUUCCAACGUGCCAUUCGUCUGCCAAAGCAUGUGGACCUGGAGCAGAUCAAAAGCGAGCUGGAUGAACAGGGCAGACUGACUGUUUUUGUGCCAAAAGUCGUUCAGGAAGAGCCCAAGACCACCAGUAUUCCGAUUCAGAUGAAGAAGCAGAUCGAGGAGCAGAAGUAGAACAAGUUCAGGUUGAAGUAUCGUAAGUUUUUUCCUGGUUUAUAUAGCGUUUUAGGGCAGAAAACUUGGUUUUUCUAGACUUUUAGGUAAUAUUUUGAUAGUUUUUGGCGUUUUAUAAUAGUUUAGGUAACAAAAUUUAGUUUUUCAAAACUUUAGGUAAAAAGUCUUUCAAAUUUUGUUAUUUUAACCUCAUUUCAAUUUCAGAAUUCACCCGAACAGUGCACUACCAUUAUCCCUGUCUCCAGUACCAACUUUACCCGUACCUGUCCAUAGUGCUCUCUACUAA